AUGUCAUACACAACUCGCACACCUCGCAAAUGUACAAACGACGAAAACAAAACACCGUUACGGCGCCCUGCUUCCACGAUUGUCUUUCGCCAGCCAAAACUGACACCCAGUCAAACCACGCCGUCAAGAGAGCCUCUCACGCCUUUCAAAUCCAAUUCAACACCCAUUUCUUUUGUUGACGGCCUUACUCCCCAAACCAAAAAGCGAAAAGCGCAGUCGGAUAUACAGGAGCAGAAGGAGAGACGUAGAAAGGAGAAAGAGGUGAAGGUUCUAUCACAACAACAGCAAGAAAACGAGGACAUUGACCAUUACCUGGGGUUACUCAAUGACGGCGGGUACACCCUUCACUCCUUUAUGUCCGCGCUUCUCAGAACCACACACCCAGUUCGCUCAUCGCAGGUUUCACGCAUGCUUGUGAACCAUGGCAAAUCACUCUUGGACAACAUAAUGGCCCGUGAGCGAGUUGUAGCCACUGACUGGGCACUGUCAACAACCCGACAGCUUGCUGCAAUGGAGGCCGAUGCUCUGGCUGCGGAAUUCACGCCAUCCCGCGGCCAGUCAAUGUUUGAAACUCUUGCCCACUUUUCUCUAUCGGGUUUCUUGCAGGAUGCCGAACGAAUUGCACCUACUUUGUACAACCAUUUCCGUGUCGUUGCCUUUCCACCCUCGUCGGAGAAGUACAAACACAAACAACAUGACCUGAUUUUGGCUACAGUUUUUUGUAUGCUUGCCAAGUCUCGGAGCGAGCAUGCAACCGACUUUCAGACUUCAAUGUGCCUAUAUCUAUUGGCCUGCGGCACCUCGAAGUCGCUUUUUAAUGUUCUGAAUCACGCUGGACUCACACUUUCGUAUUCACAAGCUGUUGAAAAGCUGAAAAAGCUGAGCGACGAGUUGCUUGAGGAAACACGGACUAUUGCCCACCUGGUUACAUUUAUGAUCAUUUGGGAUAACAUCAAUUUCGCCUUCCGUGUCAGUCAACAACGCCACGAUGCAAAGGAUCAUUUCGAUAAUGGUACAACUGCCACUCUUGUCCCGCUGUUUGGAGUAGAGGUUGGGUCUCUUCCAACGUCCCUCAAACCGCCGCGUGUGGUACGCCCUCAAGUCUUAGAGUUUGAUGGUCUCGAUUUGCUGCCAAGUUGCGAGGAGGCUUUCCGUGUGCAAAAUGGGCAACUUUGGCACAUCGAGGACAUUCUGUAUAACGCAUUUCCAGAUCUACGCAGUAAAUUAUUCGCACACAUUCUUCCUGCACCAACAGUGCAUCAAAUUCCAGUGCAUCAAACACGUCAGUACCCAUUACCGGCAAUGCAUAUCGAUGAGUCGAGUCUGGACGGAACACUCAAUGUUCUUUCUACAAUCUUGCAAACGACACUUCAAAUGUCCGAGGAAGAUGUCAAACGACAUGGUAUUAUUAUUUGUGCUGGAGAUCAACUGAGCUUGUCGCUAUUGGACAAGGCAUCGGCUAUUCGGCGUGACGACACAAACUUUCUUGACAACAUUGGCCGCUUUACAGAGGGUCAGGAGGGUCUUCUUCACCUCAAAUUCUCACACGCUCGUAUGAUUGCAAAUGAAUUUUGGGGAAAACCAAAUGCACGAUCGCCGUGGUCAUUAUGGAAAGUCAAUACUUUGCUUGCUCGGAAACCAAUCUCUGCAGGAUGGAAAGUAAAGUCGCCAGCCCCUUUCCGUCCGGUUUACGAGCUUAUUCUUGAUUUAACACUGCCGGCCAACAUACUCGAUGCUUUCCGAAUUCACUGUGGCUACGAAAGCCUAGAAACCUGGAUUAAGACCGGUGUUACGAGUGUUGAUGAUGUCCGUAGGGUUUCUCAGCUGGUUUUGGACAAAAACUGCUCCGGACGCCGUGUGCAAUCACUUCGGGCCACCAAAAUGCGAGAUAUUCCUCUCGAAAACAUCAUUCUUUUCAAUCGUGAUGCGCUUUAUCUUCGCCAGCUCAAAUAUGCGAUCAAAAAGGGUGAUGUUGGUGUUGUAUUAGAUCUUUGCACACAUUUAAUGUUGGCCUUUCGUGGGACGGGGAAAACGCCAAAAUACGCAGAUGCAUUGUUUGGCAUUGUUAUGCGUCUAAAAAAGAUGAAUUCGACACUUCGAGACGCAUGGCUCAACAACUGGCUUGCAAAUCUCAGUGGCAAAGUGGAUGGGUUCAAAGAAAUGGAUCUAUUGCAGGAGCAUCAAAACUUCUGGCUAAAAAUUAUUUAUAGUGCCAAAGGGUCAAACCGCAGUUGGCAGUGGCUUUCAAUGGUCUCCGUUUGCAUUUUUGCAUUACGCGAUGUGAUGCGGCGCAUGCACAAGGAGUACUCCACUCCUUUUAAUAGCAUUAGCCACACCACUCCGACAACAGCAACAGACAUUGCCACCUUGCGUACCCAUUUGGAAGCUCAAUCAUUGCAAACCUAUACACCAAAACGUGAAAAUAAUGACGACUGUGUUGAAGCGCGUGACCUUCUUCAAGCCGGCUCGGAAUAUGCAAACAAACCGUCAGCAUAUCAUAACUUCAAGUAUGCAAAGAUUAAGACUACGCAUCGAGGGACUAAAUCAUCAAAUUUAUCAGAAGAGUCGGUAUACGAAAAUGCGAAUGACAAAGGUGUGUUUGAGGACGGAAAUGAUAUUGAUAUUGGUUCAGAUCUUUGUAUGAGUAUAGAGGAUUUGUUGAUGGACAACGAAGAGUUUCCUAUAGGUGCAGAUGGUGAUUAUUAUGUAUCAAUUGUACAGGGCAUCGCAAACGAGUUAAGUAUAUACAACUAA
This is a messenger RNA of Psilocybe cubensis, 2754 nucleotides long. RefSeq lists its product as uncharacterized. The record is from RefSeq and is a predicted model, not a curated record. NCBI's taxonomy places the organism in Eukaryota, Fungi, Basidiomycota, Agaricomycetes, Agaricales, Agrocybaceae. Bases 1 to 2754 code for a protein of 917 amino acids. The transcript is spliced from 5 exons.